This is a messenger RNA of Pararge aegeria (speckled wood butterfly), 984 nucleotides long. It is a transcript of the gene Polr1F, whose product is annotated as DNA-directed RNA polymerase I subunit RPA43. Gene Ontology annotation, biological process: DNA-templated transcription initiation. The coding region runs from base 38 to 892 and encodes 284 amino acids. NCBI's taxonomy places the organism in Eukaryota, Metazoa, Arthropoda, Insecta, Lepidoptera, Nymphalidae. The record is from RefSeq and is a predicted model, not a curated record. The transcript has 4 exons. Gene Ontology annotation, cellular component: RNA polymerase I complex.
UUAUCAUGAGAUAAAAUUUAUUAAUGCCGAUUUAGACAUGUCAACUAUUAUUAAAUUUGAUUUGAAAGAGCUCCGAAAAUUAGCCAACGACAACAAUUCGUGUGUGGUGGAGAAAAAAGUAACCCAAAACCUAGCUUUACAACCGUGGUGCCUUGGUAAUCUUAAAGAUUCUAUAAAAAAUUUACUAGAUUAUAAAAUAGGAAAAUUUGAUAAAGAAUUUAAUGGAAUUCUCUUGAGUUACAAAAAUCUUCGAGUUUUACAAAAUGUUGGUGCAAUACGAAAUGAUAAUGCAGAUGUGCACUUCCAAGUGCAGGCAGAUUAUUUCAUAUUCCGGCCGCAUGUUGGUGCAAUGUUAAAAGGAAUUGUUAAUAAAAAAAGCUUUACACACCUUGGCAUCUUAGUUCACAGAGUAUUUAAUGUGGUAAUACCAAGGCCUACUGAGGUACCUGAUGAUUGGAUAGGAUCAACUGUUGAAGAAGGACAAGAAGUGAUGUUCCAAAUUGUUGUGCUAGAUUUAUAUGGAGCCUUACCCUAUAUCAGAGGAAAAUUGGAUGAACGGUGGUUGAACAUUGAAGCAGGAGAUGGAGAUGACGAUGAUGCAGUUGAAAUUAAAACAUCAAGACCAAUUAAUAUAUCAUAUGUGAACUUUGACAAAACAAAGCCAAUCAAAAAGCAAAUUAAUAAUGAAAUGACACACUCAGCAUUGAAAAAGAAAACAAGUUCUAUUAAUAUGAUAGAAAAGAGUAAUUGCAAUGGUCAGCCUCUUAAUGUGGAAUGUGAAAAUAAUUUACCCGAAAAGAUUAAGAAAAAAAGACAAAGUAAAGUGCCCGAGGCUGAACCUAAGCAGCCUGAAAUAAUUCCCAGAGUAUCAAAAAAACAUAAAAAGGACUGAUGCUGUUUUUGAAUACAAUUAUUUACCUCACAACAUUGUAAGGAGUCAUAGUUUACAUAAAUAUUCAGAAAAUAUACUUAUUUUUAAUGUCA